This is a messenger RNA of Catharus ustulatus (Swainson's thrush), 6591 nucleotides long. It is a transcript of the gene WDFY2, whose product is annotated as WD repeat and FYVE domain containing 2. Gene Ontology annotation, molecular function: metal ion binding; protein binding. The coding region runs from base 71 to 1273 and encodes 400 amino acids. The record is from RefSeq and is a predicted model, not a curated record. Lineage: Eukaryota; Metazoa; Chordata; Aves; Passeriformes; Turdidae. The transcript is spliced from 12 exons.
GUGCGGGCCGCCUCCCUCCCUCCCCCGGCCGUAGCCUCCUCCGGCGGCAGCGGCGGUGCCCGCCGGCCCCAUGGCGGCGGAGCCCCAGCCCAAGGCGCUGACUCGCAAGCCCCUCCUGCUCAAUAAAGUGGAGGGCUCGCAGGAGGUGGUGAACAUGGCAGCGAUAGUGCCCAAGGAGGACGGGGUCAUCAGCGUCUCCGAAGACAGGACAGUUCGUGUCUGGCUGAAGAGAGACAGUGGGCAGUACUGGCCCAGCAUAUACCAUGCAAUGCCAUCUCCAUGUUCAUGCAUGUCUUUUAACCCGGAAACCAGAAGGCUGUCCAUAGGUCUAGACAAUGGUACAAUCUCAGAAUUCAUUUUAUCAGAAGAUUACAACAAGAUGACACUAGUGAAAAGUUACCAGGCUCAUCAAAGCAGGGUCAUCAUGAUUCUGUUUGUCCUGGAGAUGGAGUGGGUGUUGAGCACCGGACAAGACAAACAUUUCACGUGGCACUGUUCGGAGAGUGGCCAGCGACUGGGGGGCUACCGCACCAGCGCCGGCGCCUGCGGCCUGCAAUUUGAUGUGGAAACCCGGCAUGUGUUUGUUGGCGACCAUUCUGGGCAAGUGACCAUCCUCAAACUAGAGCAAGAGUCUUGCAGCCUUGUUACCACAUUUAAGGGACACACAGGUGGUGUCACUGCUCUCUGCUGGGACCCAAUACAGCGAGUUUUAUUCUCAGGCAGUUCUGAUCAUUCCAUUAUAAUGUGGGAUAUUGGAGGAAGAAAAGGAACAGCCAUCGAGCUGCAAGGACAUAAUGAUAAAGUUCAGUCUCUCUCCUAUGCUCACCACACUCGGCAGCUCAUCUCCUGUGGUGCAGACGGGGGAAUUGUCGUCUGGAACAUGGAUGUUGAGAGGCAGGAGACCCCAGAGUGGCUGGAUAGUGACUCCUGUCAAAAAUGUGACCAGCCUUUCUUCUGGAACUUCAAGCAAAUGUGGGACAGUAAGAAAAUAGGCCUCAGGCAGCAUCACUGCCGGAAGUGUGGGAAAGCCGUGUGUGGGAAAUGCAGCUCCAAGCGCUCCUCCAUCCCGCUGAUGGGGUUCGAGUUCGAAGUGAGGGUCUGCGACAGCUGCCACGAGUCCAUAACGGAUGAGGAGCGGGCACCUACGGCUACUUUCCAUGACAGCAAGCACAACAUUGUUCAUGUACACUUCGAUGCCACCAGGGGAUGGCUGCUGACCUCGGGGACAGACAAGGUUAUUAAGUUGUGGGAUAUGACACCAGUAGUGUCUUGAUGUUACAUCAGUGGAACUUGAAAAGUGAUAUUUACAGAAGAAACUGAUUUCCUAACCCUAAUUAUACUGCAGAAGAUAGAUAACACUGGCUGCAUAUGGCAGAUGAGAAAGGAACUAAUGUGUUUACAACAACUUUAUGUCCUCUGCUUGAUCCAGGCUGAACAUUUGCACGAAGACUCUUUCCACUUCUUCUCAAAAUAUACAAGAAGGUAUUUUUUUAACUAACGGUUUGUAUGAUCUGACUUUGAUUGUCUUGAGUUUGUUUGGAAAAACCUGUGUGCAGUGCAAUUUUUAGUUUUUAUAUUUCACUAUGUCCAGAUACUUGCUGCUUUGUACAGAGGGUUCUUGAGUUGUGUCUUCCUCUGUGAGUUUUUGGUGUCAACAGACUGUGUAAGGCAAUUGGCUCUCCCUGCAGCCAGUACCUGUUGGUUUGGGAUAUUUCUGCUGACCAUGCUCUCUCCAGAGGAGGAAAUCCAGGAACAGACUCUGGGUGCAUCACCGAGGAGCUGAUGGACUAUUGCAAUUCCUAAAAGGGCUCUACCAUCUGCUUGUCCUAGUGGGCAUCAUCCAGAGAGCAUUCAUUGGUCUGUAUAAUCUUCCUGCCUCUUCCUUUGCUGCACAAGUUGCAGAAUCAGGGGUCAGGUUAUUCAGCAACUGAUUUCUACAGAAAACUGAAAUAGUUUUCCAACUCAGAGCAUUACAAGGAGCACACAGAUUUGUUUGAGUUUGAUGAUGAUGACAGUCUGAUUCAAAUGAAAUUAUUGGCAACAGGAACUUUUGGGAGUGUGUGGAUGGAGGGGGGCAGAUCUAAAACUGGUCUAGAGCUGAAAAGUCUGGUUUAUCUCUACCUCUACCUCUACCUUGCACAGCAACGUUUCAGCAUUUUUACCUUUCUGUGUUGUUGAAAAUGAAUUUAGUUUUUCCUGUUUUCCAUAUGGUUAAUCAUAUUUAUUUUUUAAAACUCUGAUGGUUUUUAUUAAUUUCCUCUACAGACCCAAAAGUGAUAUAGCUGAAUUAUGCCCAUUGUCCUGUUGUCAUACUUUACAGUUUCUCUUAAAAAUAAACAGUAUUUAAAAACCUGGAUUGAUCAAAAUUACCUUUUUAGAAUGACAUUGUCAAGGUGAAUAAACUAAAAAAGCCCUUUUUUCCAAAGGGAUCUUCUCUGAAGAGCCAACUCUUCAUUCCAUUAAUCCAUGUUACUUUUUAGCAUGGCAUUACUCACGCACUUCAAAGCAACUGGUGUUCAGAAUAGAACUGCAGACCAGACCAAAGGCUUUCCUGCAUCUUCUGUUUCAGCAGGCCUUGUGGCACAUUGGUGGUGCUCAGUCUUGUCCUGUUUUGGACUUACUUUCUUCUCUCUAUAGUGGAGAGGCCAUGACAUCUGCCCCUACAGAGCAUAUUGCUACCUGGAGAAGCCUUGUGUUCUCGCUUGAGAGAGAAUGCCAAAAGAAAAUAAAGCUUCUCCUUUGUUUGCCCAGAAGCAAUUCACUUUUGAGGGGGAAAAAAGUGGUUAACCCAAUCCAUGGCAUUAAUUCUGUCCAGUGAGCUGCUUCAUUAAAGGAUGAGUGGACUUCUGUGUGCACACCACAGGACUGCUAUGUAUUUUCAAGGAAAAUUCUCUUUUUAAACAUCCUAUAACCUGUGAUGAAGCAUUUUGCAGUCGUGUUCUGUGAAAUAACACCACCUUCGGUUUCCUGGUUGUACAGCCUGUUGUUGGCUCCCCUCUAGACAGCAUAUUUUAAAGCCUAUUUUCAAACAUAAUUCACACAUUACUAUUAUUUUUCCAGCUUGAAAGUUGUUUUCUCAGUCCUCCCACUUUUUUUCCUGAAAACUAGAUACUUGUUUCCUCUUGGAAUGCUUUUCAUUACACCUUGUGCAUGUUUUCUGAUGACUGAAGUGUUCUUGGCUUUCAAAGCUAUGCAGGAUGAGCAAGUGGCCUGCUGUAUUUCAUUCAAGCUGGAGAAUAUGUGCAAAGCUUUGCUGGACUAAUGUGUUCCAUGUUCCCUUGGGCUCAGGGCCUUUUGGCCAAAGACCUGACUUGUGCAGGGAGUGCAUCUCACGGUGACAGAAACAGGGGCGCACCAAAGUGAAUUUAAAUUGCUGUUCUGUGCUCGGUUCCUGAGGAGUCAGCAGUGGCACCAAGUCUGGGGGUCCAGCAUGAAUUGUGCUCACACUGAUGGAGUGGUGGAGCUGGCAAGCUGAGCAUCUGCCCCUGGGUCAACAUCGACUCCUAAACAUGUAAUGUGCAAACAAAGGUGAAGAACUGAUUCCAAAAGAGACUUCAUUGGAGAAUUACUUGUUUGGACUGUUCUGCAAUAAACUCGUGGCCACUCUCCCCUUGUCUUCCAAGGAGUCAUGGUUUCAGUGUUGCUUAUAUGUGGAUGUGGGGCAUGAAAAACCGUUCUGCAGAAUUUUCUUGGCUGUUUUUUCUGAAUGAAUGACCUGCAGGGUUAUCUGGAUUUAAGCUAAAUAUUCUCCUUAUCUUGCAGUCUCAGAACAAACUUCUCUGGGUUUAGAAAAUUAUAUAAAUUGCAAGUGAAGCUGAGGCAGGAAGGAAAAUUCGUCCCUUUGCAAUGCCCUCAAGAGCUGUAAUGUAGAGAUAUGAAGGGAAAAUAGAUGUAUCUAAUUCAAUAAUUCUUUUACUUUCCACAUGAAACAAGAAGGAUUUGACACUGGGAGAGUUUAAAUGCAUGCUUCCCUCUUCUGCUGUUAGAGUAGUAAUCUCAGUUUCUUCUGUCUGUUAGGUCCAUAUGAAAAGGCAUCUCUGUUGCCUGGUCCUUUUUUCCACUUUACUUGCUGAAUAACAAAUGUGAGCUAUUUUUAUGAAUUGCAUUAUUGGAGGAUGGGAGGAGGGUGUGUUUUGAUACAGGUGUAAAGCUAUGCAGUGCCACAUACCUACACACACUCUCAAAUGAAGACAAGUCCCCCUUCCCUGGGGCUGCUGAAGGGCAGGAGCUGUUAGUGAUACCUCAUGCUGUGACAAGGGGCACACAAACAUUGCUGGCUUCCCUCUGCUCUACACAUCAGAAAAGGUGAUUUUCAUUUCUCCCUUAGCUGAUGCUUUCUUGUGGGAAGAGGCAGUGUUCUCCAGAGCAUCUGCCUGCUAUUCUCAGCUUUAAAAUGAGCAGUGUCUGUAGGGCUUAGGCAGGUGAUGGGGCAGGCACUGGUCACAUACAAGUGCCUAAGCAGCUUUCUAGGGUCACUUGUAUCCCAGGUGGGGCAACCUGAGCAUCAAAUUUCAGUCUUUUUAAGCUGAAAAUAUUUAAGUGACGGGAAAAGAAUGUGGGCAUCAGCUUGCAAUGUAGCAUUGAUGGUUCUCCCAUCAACCAGAAGACUUAACACCAUGGUUAGAUGUUGAAACAGUAUUGAUAGGGCUACAAGUCAGCCAGUGUGUGCUCAGCUGUGAGCACCCUUGUCUGCAGCUGCUUUUUGCAGCCAAGCCCAGGUGACUCCCUGCUCUGUCCUCCUGAACUUGAGGCCAUCACCUGAAUGUCAGCAUGUGGGCUCUUAGUACCUCAGUAGUGCUUACUGCACUUUGCCUGAGAGGGUGGCAUGAGUAUCUCCAGUCCUGGGAAAGGGAGGUAUGUAUUCCCUCUGGAUGGGGUUGGUUGCUGAUAAGAAAGCUCCCUUGCUGAAGUUAUUUCCCACCUCAGCCAUCUGUGAUUCAAAGUCCAUGCCUGUGUCUAUUCUAUUGCUUAGAGAAGGAAAAAAAGUAAGUAUCUUUCCUUAAAUCUAAACUACUACCAAAUUAAUUACUAACAAAUUAGCAAAUAUUACCUAUGCCUGUCCUCGCUAUUCCAAACAGGAUUUCUGUAGCAGCAACUGAAGUUCUGUUUUGUAGCACAUAGAAAACAGGGCUACAAUGUGUGCUUUUACAGGCCAUGUCCUUUCCAGAAGACCACAAUAAGCACAUGGGAUGUUUUCAGUUAGGACUUAGGAGACUUUUUUUCUAUGUGUGGCAAUAGUAUGCAACAUUAACUACAAACUUAUCCUUUUUUCAGAGUGCAUUAAUGUGCUGAGUCCCUGCUGUAAUGACCUUCUAUGUAAUAUUGAGGAAGACAAAGGUUUGUCUCUUAAAAAUUGCAUCUUGUGAAUGUUGGCAGGAAAUCUUUGCUCCUUAGAAGGAAAAAUGUAGUCCUGAAGUUCUGGGAUUUGAGAUGUCAUUUGUGUGAUCAAAUGUGACUUUUCAUUGCAUUUUCCCAGUUUGGGGAUUUUCCCUUGUGACGAGUCUUUGGCCAUCUCUGAAAUUUUGUUUGCUGCAGGACACAUUGUACUGCUCAGAAGAGAAAGAGAUUGAGUUCAGCUGGAACUGCUGCCAAGUAGGGACACUGAACUCAAACCAAAAUGAAAAUAAGAGAGCACAGUCCUGGCAAAGUCUGUGCAAAGAGGGGAUACCAAAAAAUGGUAUCGGCAUACAAAGAAAACUUAAAAAAACAAAACCAAAACAAAAAGCACCUACAGUAUAGAAAUGGAUAUUCACUAGAACUGUAUAAAGCCAAACCAUCCUCCCAGCUCAGUACUGUAAGCCAGCCAGCAGCCAUGGUCCAGAUCCAGAAGCCACAAGGAACAUAGAGUUUUUUCUAGUCUGUGAAGAUUUGACUUCUAUUUCUUGUUCUUUGGUUCAAUUGCCAAAUAAUAUUUAUCUACCUCAAGUAGUUUUUUUCAGAACUGUAAUAAAUGCAUAAGCACUUCGACAUUAAAAGGAUGGGGAAGAGACACAUCACUACUGAGAUGGUACAAAGAGGUGUCAAGCCUUAUGAAGAUAGUUUUGCCUCCAAUUAUUUGUUCUUUAGACAAUAAAUAAUCUCAAUUUAUGAAAGGGUUUAUCACCUUUAUACUUAGAUUUUGUAACAGGUCAGGGCUUCCUUCAGAUGUGAAAGACCCACUGCUAACACCCCUAUUUUGUCUUGUCCGAAGAAAAUUCUGUGGGGCUGCCAUGGCCAAGUAAUUAAGAAAUUUUCACAAAUAAACAAGUACACAAACUUCCUUGCUACAUCUCUGUCAUUAGCCCUAGUUUUAGCUGUGAUUUAGCUUUCCAAAGGCUCAGCUUUGCUUCUGACUGUUUAGUAAGUUAAGUUUGUCAUACUGACCAAUAUCUUGUGGGCUUUGCUGUCUUUUUGAUUAGAGGGCUUUUAUAUGAAAAAAAAAGAUCUUACUGGCUUCUGUUCAGGUCAGUGUUUUGCAGGAAUGCUGCUCAGCAAUUUGAUCCCCUUUUCUACCAACUACAUUGUAACAUUUUCAUGUUCCAUUAUGUAAAUAAGUGUUUCUGAUGUAGCUGAAUAAAUUGUAUCUUAACCCCACUAAAAUAAUUUCUAUCA